This is a messenger RNA of Filobasidium floriforme, 1437 nucleotides long. RefSeq lists its product as uncharacterized. The record is from RefSeq and is a predicted model, not a curated record. NCBI's taxonomy places the organism in Eukaryota, Fungi, Basidiomycota, Tremellomycetes, Filobasidiales, Filobasidiaceae. The transcript has 7 exons. Bases 1 to 1437 code for a protein of 478 amino acids.
AUGCAAGUCACAAAAGGAGCGUGGGGCGAGGGUGGGAAAUCUGAGCUAUUUGGUUUUGAUAUCAAGCUAGGGUGGAGCAAGACUGAGCAGAUCAAACGGCUGGCCAACAAGUACAAAGCUGCAAGAGGGCAAGAGGCAAGUUCCAAUGUGGUCAAGUACGGUCGAUGCAAAGUGGGGAAGCAGUCGAUCGAAACGAACAGGACGAUGAUUGAGAAGCAGUCAAUCGAAACGAACAAGACGAACAAGACGAACAAGACGAACAAGACGAACAAGAUGAACAAGAUGAACAAGACAAUGAUGGAAACCGACCGGACGACUUUGAAGAAGACGAACUGCGCGAGGAUCAAUACCAAUACAAAGGCGGGCCCGAUGCUCAAAGACUGGCUGACCGCCCUCCGGGAUAUGGUAGACAACAUCUUGGACUCGCUCAAUGACCCGUCUCACGAGCACAAGGGUCAAGACAAUCGACUCGAUAAUUGGAAAAAACUCAUGCACAACACGUUCAAAGACUUUUUGGAAACUCGCACCCCCGCUGCAAAGACUGGCCGAGGGCCAGACACAAAAGAAUUGGAAGACCAUCGUGCUCGCAUUGACGGUGGCCGACCUGGAGGCGACCAGGGUGGCUCCUCAAAAAAGGCGGACUGGGAACGAGGCCAUUGGUCUGCUAUGAUGGCUACAUGGAAGGAACAAACAGACGUCCUGGAGGUAUACGGCGGGAAUGUUUUGAUCAAAAGCCAGGACGGGCAGCCCCUUCUAGUAUACUGUGAGGCGGGUUUAUCCGGUGAAGAAGCAAAUGCGGUACUGCGCUCGCUGGAGUGGAUAACACCUCACAUGGACCAAUGGAUCCCAGAUGAAUUCGUGGACCUAUACGCCGAUCAAGCAGACGAAUCCGGCGUGUUCAAUCUGACGUAUGACAGGAAGAACACGACCCUGUCGUCCGAUUUCCUUCAAGGGGCAUCGCAUCAUUCUGCCUGCCAAUUCGUUUCGGAGCUCGAUGAGGUCGUCAACAAGAUGACCGAUAUCUAUGCAACCCAUAUGCCAACAGAUUAUGAGAGCCAGAUGACCCUGGUCAAUGAGAUGACGCGGCAGUCUGCCUGCUAUCAAGGAACGUUUGGGACUUGGCGGUCUCCUUAUAAAGGGGUAGAGGUCGCUCGCAGAGCAGGGUUACUUCCCACUCUACAAGCUCAGACCUCCCGAGGUCUUCUCGCAAUGGUGAACGUCUCAAGUGGUCAAGAUCCCGGCACGUAUUUGGUUGUAGGUUCCAAUCAUCAUCAAUACAAAUUCCCUUGGACCGAUAAAACACCCGUGAUCUUGCGAGGGGAUCUUCUCCGUCAUGCCACCACUACUCCUGAGGAUAGCUUUAAGGAUGCAUACGAGUACUUCACUUUGGUCUUCCCGCCCGUGGACAAUGAUGCCUCCGCGGACAACGAUGCCUGA